AUGUUUGUCUACCUAAGUAAAAAAAUAGCAAUACCAAAUAACUACCGUCUGAAUUGCAUUGCCUGGAGCCAGCGUCACGGGUACAUAGCAGUGGGAGGCGAAGAUGGCCUGCUAAAAGUCCUGAGAGUGGACGCGAGUCCGGGUAGCGGAAAUGCCAAGUCCAGAUCGCUGGCAGGGACGAGCAACCUGAGCAUGAACCAGAGCCUAGAGGGGCACAACGGACACGUCCAGGUGGUCACCUGGAACGAAGAGUACCAGAAGCUGACCUCCAGCGACCAAAAUGGCGUGAUAAUCGUCUGGAUGCUGUACAAAGGCUCCUGGUACGAAGAGAUGAUCAACAACCGGAACAAGUCCGUGGUGAAAGGCAUGUCCUGGAGCAUCGACGGCCAGAAAAUCUGCAUCGUCUACGAGGACGGCGCGGUGAUCGUCGGUGCGGUCGACGGGAACCGGAUUUGGGGCAAGGAGCUGAAAAACACCUGGCUGUCCGCGGUACAAUGGUCGCCGGACAGCAAGCUGCUGCUCUUUGGUCUAAAAAGCGGCGCUGUUCACCUUUACGACAACCAGGGAGUCUUCCUGACCAACAUCCAGAUGAACCUGCCCGCCAGUCCGCAGUCAAUCGUCGCCAUCCACUGGUACAACGGGAAAUUCGGGUACACUGCGGUUGACUGCCCCAGUUUGGCGAUUUGCUACGAAAGCGGGCGCUUGCAGCUGAUGCGAGACGCUGCGGACAGCGAGCCGAUCAUCGUUGAAACUGGAAUCACCAAUGUUUGGUGUUCCUGGAACACUUACGGGUCGAUCCUAGCCGUGGUUGGCAUCCAGUCGACCAUAAUGAGCAACGAGGCUAAAGAUAAUAACGUAAUUCAAUUUUACAGCGCCUUCGGGAGACUGCUGAGGACUCUGAAGGUUCCUGGCAGGGAAAUAACCUCUUGUUCCUGGGAAGGAGGCUCUCUGAGAGUCGCUCUGGCCGUCGACUCUCACAUCUACUUCGCGAACAUCCGUCCUAAGUACAAGUGGACCUACUUCAGUAACACAGUAGCCUUUACCAACGAGAAGGUCACCAAGGACGGGACUUGUGUCACCUUUUGGAACACCAGCAGCAACACCUCUUGCACCAAGUACGUCAGUUCUUUGAUUUCAGUCGCUUCUUCGGGGGAGCACUGCUGCCUGGCGGUCAGGAACGACCCGUCGGUCAACGAGCAGUUUGCUUUGUUAGUUUGCAACACCAUUGCAACGACAAUUGACAUCAAGCACCUGGACCUGGAGCCGAUCUGGAUGUGCAUGAUCAAUUCCUCGGUGAUCGUCGCUUCCAAGAACAAUUUCUUGAUCUGGAACUUCAGGACCCCGAGGACUGUGGGACAAUCCAAGGUCAGGCGGGAUAAGAUCUAUCAUGUUGAUGAUACUCCGACUGGAGUCACCGAGGUGAUCUACGACCUGGACCGCGACAGGAGUUACGAGACUCCUAUCAACACCAAGGCGACCAUGGACCCCAUCAGCUGUCUAGCAGCGACUGAGAAGAUUCUGCUGGUUGCUAGAGAGUCCGGGAUGAUUCAGAGGUAUUCUCUGCCUCAUGUCACUUUGACUAAUCGCUAUACCGCUUCUUCAAAGCCCGCGUAUCUCGCGAUCAAUUGCAACUCCACCAGAGCUUCGAUUAUUGACAGCAAUGGAAUUCUCACCAUGUUGGACCUGGAGCAUAAGAAGGAACCAGAGAGCGAGGAGGUGGGCAAGUUUGAACGGAAAGACGUCUGGGACAUGUGCUGGGCUCAGGACAAUCCUUCCUUGCUGGCGAUCAUGGAGAAAGCCAGGAUGUACGUUCUCAGAGGCCUGGACCCAGAGGAGCCAAUAACCUGCUCCGGGUACAUUUGUUCUUUUCAAGAGCUGGAGAUCAGGUGUGUCCUGUUGGACGAAUUGAUGGCCAAGCCUGAGGAUAACAAGUUGGAUUUGAUUGUCGACCUGGAAGUUAAGUCUCUUAGAGACACCAAGGAGCUGCUGACCAAAGUAGGACUCAAAGAAGCUCACGAUUUUAUUCUAGACAAUCCUCAUCCCCGGCUUUGGCGCCUACUUGCUGAGUCAGCGUUAAAAGAACGAGAUUUGGAGGCUGCUGAAAAUGCUAUGGUGAGGUGCACAGAUUACCUGGGGAUUCAGUUUAUCAAGCGGCUCCAAGCGAUACACAAUGACCAGUUAAAACGCGCGGAAGUCGCCGCCUUUUUGGGUAACUAUGAUGAAGCGGAAAAAUUGUAUCUUGAUUUGGAUAGAAGAGAUCUUGCGAUAUCUUUGAGGCAGAAAUUGGGGGACUAUUUUCGCGUGUUGCAACUCAUGAAAAUGGGACUAGCUGGGACUGACAAGCAGCUGGAGCAGGCGUAUAAUAAGAUUGGAGAUCAUUUUGCGGAGAGGCAGAAUUGGGAGAGCGCUAAGGAGUAUUAUGAGAAGGCCAGGAAUAUUGACCAGUUGAUACAGUGUUAUUAUAAGCUUGAAAGCUAUGACUUGCUGGCGGGGACUGUUGAACAGUUGCCUGAUAAGUCGCCGGUUUUGAAGACUGUCGCCAGGAUGCUGGCUUCUAUGGGAAUGUGUCAGCAGGCUGUGGAGGCGUAUAUUAAAUAUGGGGAUGUCAAGCAAGCGGUGGACACUUGUGUGAGACUGAAUCAUUGGGACCAGGCGGUGGAUUUGGCGAAGACUUACAAGAUGGCCCAGAUCAAUGAUUUGCUGAAUAAAUACGCGAGUCAUUUGCUGGUUAAUGGAAAAAGGCUGCAAGCGAUUGAACUUUACAAAAGCGCGAAUUGCUUCUUGGAGGCUGCGAAAUUGCUGGUGAGUCUCGCGGACCAGCAGGCCAAGACUCGCGCUAAUCCAUUGAGGGUGAAAAAAUUGUAUGUCCUGUCAGCUUUGCUGAUUGAAGAUCAUAUUAACAGCAGAACGGUGAAGAAAGGCGCGAGAAGCAAUGUCAUGAUGGGGCUCAGCGAGAGCAAUGAAGAUGCUAGGGUCAUUGAAAAUGCCUGGAGAGGCGCCGAGGCCUACCAUUUUCUCCUGAUGGCCAAUCGGCAAAUUUACGCGGGUGAUACUGACGCUGCGAUGAAAACUGCCUUGAGGCUGAGGGAGUAUGAAGAUAUUUUGGAGUGCGAGGACAUUUAUUGUCUUCUCGCGCUGGCUAGCGCGAACAACAAGGCUUUUGCGACCUGCUCCAAGGCUUUUAUCAAGCUGGAGGGAUUGGAGAAGAUUUCCGAGAGCAAAAGGGAGGAGUAUGAAGAACUUGCUUUGCAGAUUUUUAUUAAUCAUCCUCCGAAGGACGGCAAGGCUAGUAAGGCUGAGUGUGUUAAUUGUGAGACACUCGUUCCUGAUUGGUGUGUAGCUUGUCCUAAUUGUGCGACAAGAUUCCCGGCGUGUGUCGUGACUGGGAAACCGCUGAUGGAUUUGACUACGGCGUGGAUUUGUACCACCUGCAGGCAUCACGCUACUUCCGAGAGGGAUGUGGUUAAUAUUAAUGCAUGCCCUCUUUGUCAUAGUAUUAUUACGUAUAUGUAG
Molecule: messenger RNA, 3513 nt
Organism: Cotesia congregata
Lineage: Eukaryota; Metazoa; Arthropoda; Insecta; Hymenoptera; Braconidae
Source: the annotation of a GenBank genome assembly